UUAUCGAUAUUUCAGUACGAAAGAGUGUAGACAAGAAACAAAACAGCUGUCACUCUACCGCCAUUUAUAUAUGACAGCGAAUUUGCGUGUGGACUUAAUAAUAGAAAAACGUAAAUUGAAGCGAGAAAAAUUAAUAAAGCUACUUGUUAGUAAAAAACAUUAAAAGUAAAAUGCAAAUUUAACGUAAACUGAAAAAGCAGAAAUAGUACGGUAACAACAGUAAUAUAUACAAUGGGUCUCGACUUUGAUGCGGUGGAAUAUUGUAAAAAGGUAAAAUACCAACAACCGCCGUACGCGUGUCCAGUAUCCAAGUGUGAUCGAAGCUAUAAGACAAUAGUAGGAUUGCAGUAUCAUUUACUGAAUUACGAUCAUGACAAUCCAACACCUAUAACACCAAUUUUGACUCCACAUAGGAAAAGAGCGCGCACCCGUGGUACAAAGCAUACAACACCGAAAGCAUCGAAAAACAAUACAGAGGAGAACUCGAGUUCUGCUAGUAGUGCACAUCAUGUUUCAAAUCCGGAAUCACUUGUAACAUACAAUGAGGAUGAACAAUGUGUAACAUUUAACAUACAUGGCAAAAGUGUCCGUUUGGGCAUAAAUACCGCAUUACCUUUCAUUGAUGCUGAAGAAUAUAAGGAUUUAGUGGAACGAGGUUGUGUUUUGAAUGCGGACGCGCCACCAUUAGAAGAAAAUGCGCCCUGGGCACAAGUCAAAGUGCCUGAAGCAGUGUAUAGAGAAAUUGCGAAUUAUAAUGUGCCUGAUGCGCCGCCACGACCGCUUGCCUAUUACCGUUUUAUCGAAAAAUCAGCUGAAGAGCUAGAUGGGGAAAUAGAAUAUGAUGUAGAUGAAGAAGAUACUGCUUGGCUUGAUUGGAUGAAUGGCGAAAGGGAGAAGGGUGGCUUGAACACAGUUUCUGUAGAUACAAUGGAAUUGUUAAUGGAUCGUUUAGAGAAAGAAUCUUACUUUCAAGCCGCAGCUAAUGGUACAGCUACUGGUGCUGAAGUUGACGAUGAUGCAGUGUGUUGUAUUUGUAUGGACGGAGAAUGUCAAAAUACGAAUGUAAUUUUAUUCUGCGAUAUGUGUAACCUAGCUGUUCAUCAGGACUGUUAUGGUGUGCCAUAUAUUCCUGAAGGCCAGUGGUUAUGCCGUCGGUGUUUGCAAUCACCUAGCACGCCAGUUCACUGUGUGUUAUGUCCAAAUACAGGAGGCGCUUUCAAACAAACAGAUCAAGGACAAUGGGCGCAUGUAGUUUGUGCACUUUGGAUACCUGAAGUGCGUUUUGCAAAUACAGUUUUUCUUGAACCAAUUGAUUCUAUUGAAACUAUACCUGGUGCACGCUGGCGUUUAACUUGUUAUGUGUGCAAAGAGAAAGGCAUGGGUGCAUGCAUUCAGUGCCAGCGUAAUAGUUGUUAUGCUGCAUUUCAUGUCACUUGUGCUCAACAAGCUGGUCUAUAUAUGACGAUGGAUUUCAAAGAUGGUCACAAUGAUUCAACACAUUUACAAAAAUCAGCCUAUUGCCAUGCUCAUACGCCGCCAGAUGCUAAACUGAAAACAAACCAAAAGGAUUUUGAAGACACUCGGCAGAAAAUGAAGGAAGCGCGCAAAACGCUUGCGAAAAAGCGUUCCACUGCACCAGUAGUUUUACUGCCAACAAUACCUCCAGAACGUGUUCAUGAAAUAUCGAGCAUGGUUCAUAUGCAAAAGAAAUCACAGUUUAUUGAACGCUUGAUUGCGUAUUGGACGCUUAAACGUAAAUAUAGAAAUGGUGUGCCACUGCUCCGUAGAUUGCAAAGCCAAGGCAAUCAUCAUUGCGUUAUACAGCGUAAUGGCAUUGAAGGCUCACCAGACACCGAUGAACUUUAUCGGCAACUCAAAUAUUGGCAGUGUUUGCGACAAGAUCUUGAACGUGCACGUCUUUUAUGCGAGUUGGUGCGUAAGCGAGAAAAGGUCAAAGCAGUACUUGUCAAAAUAUGUGAACAGGUGGUGAUGUUGCAAAUAAAUCCGUUAGAAUCAUCUUUAACUAAAUUGCUAGAUGCACUUGAAGCUAAGGAUACUAGUGAAAUAUUCAAGGAACCAGUGGAUACUAAAGAAGUGCCAGAUUAUUUGGAUAUUGUGAAAUAUCCGAUGGACUUGGGCACAAUGCGUGAAAAACUGAAAAAUAGCCAGUACAGUUCAUUCGAGCAGUUGGAAAGUGAUUUUGAUCUAAUGAUACAGAACUGCUUGGCUUAUAACAAUAAAGAUACAGUUUUUUAUCGCGCAGGCAUACGAAUGCGUGAUCAAGCUGCACCGCUAUUCGUGCAAAUUCGAAAAGAUCUUGAGCGUGAAGGCUUGGUAGAAAAUCAGAGGGAACAACGUGAUCAUGUGGAGAUGGAGGUAGAAGACGAGCUUAAACAGCUAUUGGCAUCGAAGCCAUGUGAAGAGAUAAUACAGAAAUUACUUAUAUUGGCGGAUAAAUCGCAAGUAUUAAAGAAUCCAGUAUACCGUACCAAGAAGAUUAAACAAAUACGCGUAGAAAUAACGCGUAUGCGUAAGGCCAUUCAAAAGGCUAAAACUGCCGCACGUUUUUCGAAUUCAAGUAUGCAUUCUCAAACCGAAGAAGAGGAUGAAGAAAUGGAUACUGAUGUGAAAAUUAAUGAUAAAUACAAAUCACACAGCACAAACUCGAAGCGUUCAAGAAAGACACCUGCUAAUUCAAUGAUAUUGGAUGAAGACGAAACUAUGGGUGAUGAAUCAAAAGAAACUUUACAAACAACACAAACACCUCCGUGCAGUCCGAUUAAAAGUCUUAAUAAUAGUGCGUCGCCAGUGGGCGUAAACAGAAGAACCGCAGUGCUGUUUACACGUAAAGCUCAGGCAGCAAAGAAACGACCGUCAGAAACAACGACGCCCGUGAAAGAAGAAACAAUUUCAUCACUCUCAGCUACAUUGUCGAAUAACAAUAAUGCAAAUGCCACGAAUUCAGGUGCCGCCAUGGCAGCGUCGCUGGCAACAACGGCUUUAAUGUUAAACAAUAAGCUAGGUGUGGGCCAUAUAAGUUCAUUAAGUGCUAGUUUAGGAUUAUCAUCGUCUGUGUUAACUGGUGUAAAGUCGCCAAAAAGAAAUUCACGACACAAACGUCUUUCGGAUGUGCGAAAUAGCGCCUCAAUGUCACCGAAAAAAUCACCAAAUUUGUUACCACCAGCGGCCAUAUCAACCCCGACUGCGAGCGCCUUAACCUCAACACACAACGACUUAGGUUAUAAUCGUAUACCAGACAGCUUUCGCGUGUAUCGUGCAAAUACUGAACGCGAUGUAAGUGAAAGUGAUGACGAUGAUGUCAGUGAUAUAUCAGGCAGUCCGUGCAGCUCUUGUUCGGGUAUUAGCAUGAGUGGCUCUGGUUCUGAGUAUGAUUCAAGUGAUGAUGACGAUGACGAUGAUGAUGAAGAAGAUGAGGAAGAUGAAGAAGAAGAUGAUGAAGAUGAAGCUGAUGGUGAAGAACAGUGUGAUGAUGAAAUAAAUGAAAACAAUACUGAUCGUAAUAAAGACGUAAUAGCACCGGAAACAUCAAAGGACAAUGGCGAAGCUAUGAGCUGCAGUGCAGACAGUGCCAGUGACGAAGAAACAGUAAUAAAUACAGGUUAUAAAAAGACAAAUAUUAAAACGCGAACGUCAACGCCUACAGGUAGAAGAUCACGUGCAGCGUCGCGUUUGAAACAGAAAAAUGGCACCAUAGCCGAGGUAGCGCCAGCUGAACCAAUUCAAAAUAAUAUCGGUGUUGUAACAAAUGCAAAGACUCGUGCGGCAAUUAAGCAAGCAGCCUCCAGAGCGGCUACACCAACUGUAGCUAAUAUUGUAAAUAAUUCCAGAAGUAAGAAAAACUUAAAUAAUAAAGCAAAAUUAAAUAAUAAACACAAUACAAUUGCGCCCACACCGUCACCUGUCCCUGCCGCUAAUGAGCUAUUAAAACCGCCUUUAGAACCAUUGCAACUAGUAUGGGCUAAGUGUCGUGGUUAUCCCUGGUAUCCAGCGUUGAUAUUAGAUCCAAAGACACCGAAGGGUUUCGUUUAUAAUGGAGUACCACUGCCGGCGCCACCGCCAGAUGUGUUGGCGUUGCGUAAAAACUAUACUGAAGAUGAGUUAUUCCUAGUGCUGUUCUUCGAUGCCAAACGCACUUGGCAAUGGCUACCCGCGAUUAAGCUCGAAAUAUUAGGCAUUGACAAACAGCUGGACCAGCAAAAGUUGGUUGAAUCACGUAAGCCUACUGAUCGUAAAGCGGUAAAAAAAGCUUAUCAGGAUGCAUUAUUGUAUCAAAGUCAAGUAUCAGAUUUAGAGGGGCAGGGACCAGAUCCGAUUAUGUGAAAAUAAUUGUAUAAUGUUUAAGUACAGAUUAAGUUUUAUAAGCUACACUUUCCAAUCUAAUGCCUUAUGCUUAU
Teleopsis dalmanni is the source of this 4415-nucleotide messenger RNA. Its product is annotated as peregrin-like. Lineage: Eukaryota; Metazoa; Arthropoda; Insecta; Diptera; Diopsidae. Gene Ontology annotation, cellular component: MOZ/MORF histone acetyltransferase complex. Gene Ontology annotation, biological process: regulation of transcription by RNA polymerase II. The transcript is spliced from 5 exons. Gene Ontology annotation, molecular function: protein binding. The coding region runs from base 232 to 4341 and encodes 1369 amino acids. The record is from RefSeq and is a predicted model, not a curated record.